This is a messenger RNA of Pocillopora damicornis (cauliflower coral), 2703 nucleotides long. Its product is annotated as cytohesin-1. Gene Ontology annotation, biological process: regulation of ARF protein signal transduction. The record is from RefSeq and is a predicted model, not a curated record. Lineage: Eukaryota; Metazoa; Cnidaria; Anthozoa; Scleractinia; Pocilloporidae. Gene Ontology annotation, molecular function: guanyl-nucleotide exchange factor activity.
GAAUGUAAACAAGAUGGCGUAGGUUGCUAGUCGGAAGUUCUUCAAAUAGACUGCAAAUUCGCUCAUCUGCAGUGGUUAGAGAAACAUUUUAACUUUGAAAAGCGUGAUACUUAAAGAGGAGAGCAAAAUGUCCACCCUUCCAAUGCAAGACAGGAGUAAUUCAGAGAAGAACAUGAACGGUUUAACACCCAAGGAGAUAGCUCUCCUCUCUGGCAUAAGAAAAAGAAAAUCAGAGUUGUUGAUUGAAAUUCAGCGACUGAAAGAUGAAAUAGCAGAAGUUUCAUCAGAAAUGGAAACUAUUGAACAACGCGACAAUAGUACUAAGGAUGAUCCUCGAGCCAAACAAUUAUUAACUGGAAAGAAAAAGUUUAACAUUGAUCCAGAGAAGGGAAUAGAAUAUCUGGUAGCCAAUACUCUGCUCAAUAACACACCCGAAGACAUUGCUCACUUCCUUUUCAAUGAAGAAGGACUUAAUAAAACAAUGAUUGGAAACUAUCUUGGAGAAAACAAAGAGUUUAACCUAGAAGUAUUCAGAAUCUUUGUUGAGCUUCAUAAUUUUGAACGAAGAUUGUUGGUAGACGCCCUGAGAGAAUUCCUGUGGAGCUUCCGUCUACCUGGUGAAGCCCAGAAGAUUGACAGAAUGAUGGAAGCAUUUGCUAAGAGAUAUUGUGAUCAGAACCCAGAAAUGUUUACAUCAACUGAUACUUGCUAUGUUUUGAGCUUCUCAAUCAUCUUAUUGAACACCAGUCUUCACAACCCAAGUGUCAAGGAUAAGCCUACGUUGGAGAAAUUUAUUCAAAUGAACAGAGGAAUCAACUGUGGAGAAGAUAUACCUUCGGACACCCUAGCGAGUUUAUAUGAGAGCAUAAAAAAUGAACAGUUCAAGAUCCCAGAAGAUGAUGGAAAUGAUAUAACAAGAACAUUUUUCAAUCCUGAUAGGGAAGGCUGGCUUAUAAAGGAAGGUGGAUUGCACAAAAGUUGGAGGAAACGGUACUUCAUCCUUAAAGAUAAUUGCCUCUAUUAUUUCAAGAAUAUAGGGGACAGGGAACCACGUGGCAUUAUUCCUUUGGAAAAUUUACAAGUUAGAGAAGUGCAAGAUGCACGGAGAAAGUAUUGCUUCGAAAUAUAUUCAGCUGAUAAUUCCUCAGGGCUUAUAAAAGCUUGUAAAACAGACUCCGAAGGAAAAGUUGUAGAAGGUCAGAAGGUUUCCAUUAAUGAAAAAAAAUUGACUCCAAUUGAACAAAAGGCUAGUAUGAUCAUUGAUCCAUUCUAUGACAUGCUUCAAGCCAGGAAAAAGAAAGUCACUCAAGCAGCAUUGAACUAAGGGUUCUUUUUGAUAAUUAUAUUGAUUAUCUUGAUUCCUUGUCAGCUGUAUAUCUUCUGUGAAAUGUGUCUUGAAGUGUACAUACAGUUGAAUAUUAUUGUGCCUAACUGCCCAAAUGUAUUGACCUUGACUUAUUGAUGCCUUCUAAUAAUGAUCUAGGUUUAUAUUUCACUUUUCACUAGUUAAAUGGUAUAGUUCAAGAAAAUUCUUACAAUUUAUAACGUAACUUAUAUUUGAUGCCAUCCAAUUCAUCAUAUUGGCUUUUUUGAUAUGACUUUUUUUAAGUUUCCUCUUUUGCUUGUGGUCAAACAUUUAUUAUAAAAAGCAGUCUUAGCUGGAUACACCCAGAUUGUUAUUGCUUUUUGGUUUGUUUUUUUUUAUAUAUACACAAAACUUUGUUUAUUUUGGAAGUUUAAGUUAUGACUUUUUGUACUUUUGUAUUUAAGAAACAAAUGUUUGCCAUAUUUUUUGCAAAUGGUGUACAGUUGUGAAGCUCUGGCAUGUAAGUGGAUUAUAAUGCAAUAGAAAUCCAGCUUUUUCAUUAUUUGCAGAGCAAAUAAUAAAAAAAAUAUGAUUCAGUCAUAAUACAUGAUUCAGUCAACAAUUUCCCCAUUACCAGAGAUUCCCAUACAUUUUUUUAAUCAUCUCAUAAAGGGAAACAUGUUAUUCACUCAUUGCAUGUGGUCUAUUGUUUUAUUACCUUGGUUCUUACCCUUUUCUGGAUGAAUUACAUGUUGAUCCCUUUAUUUGUCAGAAAUUGUUGUCCUAAGAGCAAUCACUCAGGAACACACUGGAACUUUUACUGCUGACUCUUAAAAGCAAUAGUAUGGGUGUUGAUUGUUGGAAAAAAAAGGUGACUGUGUAAAAUUUGGUCACAAGUAUGACUGAUUGAUUGACAAACAGGUACAACUAGUAAAUAUAUAUGGAUGGAGAGUUUAAUUUACAUAGAGUAGUUAGUUUAAUAGACUUGCAAAAUAUGUGCAAAAUAGUAUUUCCCAAAUAGGGAGGGAAAAUAAUCGGAUACAGUCCCACAAAUAGAGUUUUAUUGCAAGGAAAAGCUUCCUGUCAGAAUCUGUAGUUUCAAUAUUGAUAGGGUCAUUCCCAAAAUGACAGGAGCUUCUGGUUCAAAAUGAGGAUUAGGGAAAGAUCUUUGAUAUGAAACUGCAAAUGAAACUCAUUUUAUUUAAUAGCUCUUCCCUUAGCUUAUGUUAGCAGGAAAAGUUUUUGAAACUUGAAAUGUUCAAUGGUUUUUUUUUGUGUGUGUGUGUGUGUUUCCAGAGAAUGGAGCUACUUAGGUUGUUGAUUGGUUAUCAAUUUCAACUUUUAUAGAGAAAGUUACCCAGCAUUCCAACACUUUUUUGUUGGAUUUGCCCUUUGGG